Molecule: messenger RNA, 2380 nt
Organism: Plectropomus leopardus (leopard coralgrouper)
Lineage: Eukaryota; Metazoa; Chordata; Actinopteri; Perciformes; Serranidae
Gene: cimip4
Product: ciliary microtubule inner protein 4
Source: RefSeq, a predicted model, not a curated record
AAUAUGCAUUUAUUUUGGCUGCUGGGGGGUCUGUUAAUCAAAACAAAAACUAAAGAGUAAAACCAUCACUUUCUCCUGGUUAGGAUUCUUUUAAAGUUUAUUGUGCAGGAGGUUUUUACCAGGAGCCGAAUUAUUCACGUGUCUCCCUCUCCAAAACGGACAACCCAGCGAUGGAAAGUGGGUAAAACACAAAGCAGUUUCCUGUUAAAAAUCUGCGUUUGUCCCGUGCUGAUUGGCUUGUCGCAGAUGUUUUUUCUCCGACGUUCAGAUCCGAAUGCUCAGGAGGUUUAUAAUGGAAGCUGAAUUAUCUGCAGAGGUCUCUUCCUCUCCAAAACAAACAGAUCUGGUGCUAUAAACAGGUAGAAACUCUGACUAUAGUAGUUUUGCAUCAAAAAUCUGUGUUUCUUGGAUGUUUGUCCUGCGCGCUUUGCUCAACAUGUUUCUCUAAUAACUCAAAAUCCAGACACUGGAUGACUCAAAAUCAUUCAUUUGGUUAAAUUUUACAAAAACAGCUAAAAUCUAAAAAUGUGUAUAGUAAGUACAUGGAUUAAAACUGGAUAAAAAAUCAAUUUCUGACAGCUUUUUACUGAAAACACACAGUGGAAAUGACCGGCGGUGGCCAAAUGACGCUUCAUGUCCGUGACUGAACUCACUUUGGGUUUGAACAUAGUUGGAAAUGUUUGGGAUAACUUUGGAAAACAAAAUAUUAUAGUAAUAAAAUGUUUUAAGAUUUUUCAAUGCAGAAAAGUUACAUUUUCUAAGUAAAACAUGAUAAGGCCUAAUUAAAAAAAAUGCACACAAAUCCAAGCUGGGUCUCCUUGUGUGUGAGAAAAAUGUUCUUUGAAUAUUUAUUUUUGUUGAUGUUAUUUGUAAUUAUCUUCUCUUUAUUCAGUGCAGGUUUUUACUAAAUGUGCAACCGUUUUUAAAUUGUACAAACUGACUUCAUAUAUCUGCACUGUGACGGAGAAUGUGUGCAUUUUACAAACCCUCUGCAUUUCAGUUUUCAGGGAAUCAAAAGAAGCUGUUUUUCCUCCAUUUCAAAUGUUUCCUUGUUUUUUUCCCCACAUUUCUAUCAUUGUAAUUGUGUAAAAUAAAUAUGUGCGCACUUAACUUUUUCUUUCGCACACCAAGUUGUUAGCUGAUCGUUUCUUUUAAAAUGUCACAGUUUUUGUGGGUUUUUUCUUUUCCUGUCCAGCAGCGAAACCCGAUGUCGUGCUCUCGCAUGUCUUACAUGAGUUUCUUAAGAAAUUUAACACCUUUUGUUUCAACUCACCUCUGCUGCUGUUUAUCGUCUCAGUAUGACCUCAAAUAGCCCCAAAGAUGCAAAAUCAGCUAAGGCACAGGUGAGGGCAGUAGAAAGCCCUCGGGUGCCGUCCCUGCUGCCUCCUCACUAUGUUGAUCCUGGAUCAGCUGUUUCACACCCUCACAGCUAUCACAGCCUGGGACACUGUCUCCGCUCCAACAUAUUUCCAGGUGCUCCCUCAACAUGGCGAUCCGUCUCCAGGGACUCUUACAUCCGCCACCCUCUGACUGCCUGGCCCACAGACCCCCGUCUCUGGUACGGCCACAAGACAGACGACAUGGUCCAGUGGACGGAGAGAAACAUCAUGAACCAGAAGCUCAACAAGAUACUGAGUGAAAUGAAGACCCCAAAAUAAGGUCCUGCCUCUCGCCCAGAGACGCCGACACACACUUCAUUUGCAGCCCUGCAUGUUGAUAUCUUGUCGCUUAACAAUAAACAAACGCGGAGGGUUUUUGGUAGUUAUAAGACACCACAACGAAGACUAUUUGUAAGACAAGAUAUCUGUGAGAACCUUUUGGUUUAGGUUAAAUCAAGCUGUAAUCGUUUGGGUGCUACCGCGUGGCAGCAACAAUAUUGUGUGUGUUUCAUUAUAAAAACACACUUUAAAAUGUUUAAAGAAAAAUUGUCAGUAAUAUGAUUCUUAAAUGCGACAUUUUGCACAGUGAGUACUUUUAAUGUGGGGACUUUGAGUAUAUUUCACUAAUAGUUGAAAAAAAAAACUUUUAGUUUGAUUUUGAAUGCAGGACUUUCCUUUAUGACAAAAUAAUUCAACACUACUUUUGCUCUGUUAAAAUAUAGAAAUACUUUUUCCACUACUGUAUUGAACAGAGGAGCUGUAAACCGCUGCAGCUGAAGGGUUACUCAUCUCUCUGUGUGAUGUGUAAACGCAGCAGAAUGGAGGUGGUUUCACAAAACCACUGAAACUGACUUUUUGUCACAACCUGCUACUUCUACUACCUAUAUGAUGAUUAUCUGUUGAAGUUAUCUGACCCGUUCUUUCCUACACGGAGAAAGGAAGCAGACUGUUUGAAGUUGAACACAGCGUGUCAAAAACACACAAUAAACUGACAAAAUCAG